AUGCAUACGGUCCAGUUAGGGAUGUGGGACCCCCGGCCCCCAUCUAAACAUGCCUCGCCGCUCCCCACGCCACCCCCCUCCAGCUCACGCCCCACCCAUGUGACCACAGCCACCCCGGCCAAGCGGAUCACCUUCUACAGAAGCGGCGACAACCAGUUUGGGGGCGUCAGGAUGGCCGUCCACAAGCGAAGCUUCAAAUGCUUCGAUGCCCUGCUGGACGACCUUUCUCAAAAGGUGCCCCUGCCGUUUGGCGUGCGGACCGUGACCACACCUCGCGGCACACACACCAUCAAACACCUGGAGCAGCUCCAAGAUGGCGGCUGCUACCUCUGCUCCGACCGGCGCCACGCUAAGCCAGUAAACAUAGAGCUGGCCAGCAAACGGCCAAACAUCUGGUACCAUCACAGCCGGAGGCCCCAGCGACCUGACACCUCAUCCACAACACCGCCCGGACAUUUGCAUUUGCCUUACAGGCAGAGACGGAUCCUGCUGAUAAAGAACAGUGAACCGGGGUUGAGGAGGAGCAUCGUGCUGAGCAGGAGGUCGACCAGGAGUCUGGGAGCCUUUCUAGACGAGGUGUCGGAGGUGAUGCAGUUUCAUGUGCGGAAGCUCUACACUGCAGAGGGCCGCAGGAUUGACAACGUACAAAGCCUGAUGACUUGUCCUGGUGUGUUGGUGUGUGUCGGCCGGGAAGCCUUCAGUCCAAUGCUGGUAAACUUUAUUCGGAAGAGCUCAGAGGAAAAACUGCCUGGUCUGGGCAGCAGGUCUCCUGGUCUUGGACCCCGGACUCCUGGAAAUGGGGCCCGGUCUCCUAUUACUCAAGGAAUAAGGUCCCCUCCUCACGGAGCUCAGUCCAGAGCCAGUGAGUACAGCGAAGGACAUGAAAGCAAGAAAAACGUGAACUUUGGUCUGGAAACCAAAAAGAGCAUCAUCCACCCUCGAUCGGAUUCUUCAAACCGCUCCACCCGUUUCUCUUUGUCUUCUGAAAAGUCAUAUGGCAAUGGUGUCAGCGCCGGCUCCCAGGCAAGACCGGCGAUUACAAACGACGACAUUGAAAAGCGUGUUCUGGUCAAUAAAGAUGGCAGCCUCUCAGUGGAGAUGAGGGUACGCUUUCGCCUCCAGAACGACGAGACCAUCCAGUGGUCCACGCAAAUUAAAAAAUCCCCAUCUCUGACCAACGAAUGUUGUCCUCUGAGCCAAGCCCAGCCCCAUUACCUGCAACAGGGCCAAUCAGAAAGCUGUUCUGACCCCGAUUCUACGUCGUUUGACCCAGAAAGUAUGGACUAUCCCAGCCAACCUCUGCAGUGUGUGAUGGAGACUGAGCAUUGCCCCUGUUGCUACCAGAGGCAGGAACAGCAGUACGAUUUGUGGAAAAAUCCUGUACACAGCCACCACCACCAGCACCCGGUCCCACCCCCACACACAUCCAGCCACAGCCACACUAUGAUGAGACACACACACUCCUCCAGCUCUUCCUCGUCAUGCAACUCCAGAAGGGUGGUGCGCUGCCGAGCACGAGUCUCCAACCGCGACUCCGGUUCAGAGCAGAGCCAGCUGGUCCAGGAGGAGAUGUGUGUGACGGAGCAGGUUGAGCACACUGUAGAGGUGGAGCAGAACGGAGGCACCCACAUCGAGGUCUGCAAGGUGAGCCGGUGCUGCAGUCAGAGUGAAGUGGUCGCCGUGGAUAGCAACAUUCGGCCAAUCAGCAGAGAGGACGAGGGGGAGCGUCCAUUCUCAGCAGUAAGCAGCUCCUCACAUGUGCUUCAAGCGCUGAAAGAGGACCAGGAUGAUGAGGAUGACGAUCUGCCCCCCAGCACUUCUAAUUGCUGCCACAGCAAUGAACCGCCCCGAUCCCCAGCAAGCAACGUCUCGGCCAAUUCGACUGAACACAAGGGAAAAGAGAGAGGCAGCAGGGCAGUAUCUGCGUCCUCCUGUAACUGUGGAGCAGCCAGUCCUCGCUCAGCAGCUGGAGCAGAUGAGAUGGAUCGAGUGCCGAGCUCUGCGUCUAAAGCAAGCGAAGCCAAGAUCCCAAAAUCAGAUGAAGACGGGGCAGCUGAUGAUGAGGAUGAAGAGAUAAAGAGGGCGGUCAGUGGCUUGUCUGGUCACACAGGAGUUUCAGCAAGCUCCCAGAAGUCAGGGGCAUCCAGCGUGUGCUCAAAUUGUGGGGGCUGCAAACGUGGGGUCAACGCUGAAUCCAACAGCAGGGCAUCACAGAGGUCCAGUCGCUCCAACAGAGCCUCUCCGAACCCCGCCUCACCUCUGCCCAGCCGAGAGACUGCCAACAACACCAGUGAGGAUGCUGGGUCAGAUGUUUCAACACAAUCCAACAAGACCAACCUCACCAAUCACGGGCGCCUCUCUGCCAUAUCAAACGUCAUGGAAGGCAGACAAUCCAGACCUGUCUCCAGAACAUCCAGUCCUGAGUCAACAGAAAAAGAAGAAGAAAGGCCUCCAAGUGCCACCUCAGCCACAAGCCACAGAUCCAAUAAAUCAAACAACUCUGGUGUUGCAGCAGAAAAAGAGGAGGAGAGAAGCCCCAGCGCGGUGUCGGCUCAGUCCAACCUGUCUGCCAAGUCAGGCAAGUCUCACAAAUGCACAUCUGAAGCUCCUGACAUCAGUUCAAGAGAGGAAGCAGAGGGAGGGAACACUGCAGAAAGAGCAGUCAGCUCUUUGUCUGCCAAAUCCGGUGCUUCAGCUAAGACUGGUGCUUCAGUCAAGUCUCAUAAGUCCAGCUGUCAGUCAAGCACGAAAGCUGCAUCUCCGACUGACAACACAGCUGUGGCAGAGGAUGACACUAACAAAAGAGCUCCCAGUAGCCUCUCCGUUAAGUCAAAUGUUUCUGCCAAAUCAGGAAAGGUUGAAAGACCUGAUAGUGUCGUAUCAGCUAAAUCAGCUAAAUCGAAUGUUUCAGGAAAGUCUGCCACAUCUAACAAGUCUACUUGCAGUCAUUGUGCAAAAGCUGCAUCUCCAGGUGGUAAGGCAGCUGAUGAACCCAUAACAGAGGAAACUGAAAAAGGAGAAGAAGCAGAGGAAAGACCAACGAGUGCAAUAUCAGCAAAGUCCAAUCUGUCUGCCAAGUCUAAUAAAUCCCAGAAGUCAGCAAAAGCUUCAGAAAGGUCACUUUCUCCCAGGUCAGAAGGUGGCCAAGAUGGGGAGGUAAGGGCGACAAGUCAAAUGUCUGGUGGUUCAGUUAAAUCAAACAAAUCUGCUAAGUCUACAAAAUCAUCCAACUCUAAGUGUAAUGGCAAUGAAAUAGCAGCAUCUCCGAGUUUAAAGGUAACAGAGGAGGUUGAGGGAAACAGGCCAGAAAGUAUAAUGUCAGCGAAAUCGGAAAAGGAGGAGAGGGCAGCCAGCGCCAGGUCCUCCAGAUCUCAUAAAUGUAACUGUAAUGGAAACACAGGAGCAAGUCCUGAAAUAGGAGAUGGCGAUAAAGCGGAGGAGCGGGCUGCCAGUGCUUUAUCAGGGAAAUCAGCUUCCUCUGCAAAGUCUCACAAAGCCCCCAGCGCCAUGUCAGGGAGAUCACACAUCUCUGCCAAGUCAUCCAAGUCCCAGAGGUCCAACCACACCGCAGCAUCUCCAAAUCCAAAUGACAGUGAUGAAAAUCAAGAGCGGGUGGCAAGUGCCAUGUCUGUAAAGACAAAGUCUUCAGUGAAGUCCGGUACUUCUCACAAGAAUCUCACAAAUCCAAAUGUCGUCACAAUUAAAACACCAGAAGAGGCUGAUGAGGAGGGAGAUGAGACAAAAGAGAGAGCACCGAGUGCAGCGUCAGGAAAAUCAUCUGCUUCAUCACACAAGUCGAAUCAUAAAGGAACGGCCAAUAUUGCUGUUAUUGAAACAGCAGAUGGAGAUGAGGAGACAGUGGAUGAUGAACCACCAAAAAGUAAAUCACCCGAACUCUCCCAUGGCCAAACACUCUCACCCCGGAGAACACCUUCACCUCGGACCCACUCACCCAAAUCUCCAGCUGCAUCCCACAAAAGUUCUAAGACUCCUGUGCAACAGCUGUUACCGGGCCCCGGUGCUAGAGAGUCAAGAGGGCCCAGUGCCUUGUCAGUUCACUCCACAGUCUCAGCUAAAUCUGGCAGAUCCAAAUGUCACUGUGGAGCAAACAAAGAAAAGGAGGGAGAGGACAAGGAGGCUGAGAAAACCAAAGAGAACGAGGAUGGGAAAAGUGAAGGAGCUUCAGGACGAGAAUCAAGGGGCACAGAGCAACCGCUGAGUCGAAACUCAUCAGGAUCCGUCUCUCUGGGGCUGCCGGAAGACCAGGAAACAGCCGACUCAGACAGCGGUAAGUCCAGCGUUUCUGUUAGCAGAAACACUGAUAGUGAAGUUCAGGGCCAAGUGAAGACAGCAACACCUGAUGUCCCCAAAAGCCCAAAGGAAGACGGGGAUAGAACAGGUUCCACCGUGUCACAGAAGUCGAAUGGUAAUAGCAGAAAAAGCGCCUCAUCUCACAAUCCUCCAGCGGUUGACAUCCCUACUAUUGAAACGCCAGGAGGGGGUGAAGAAGAAGGUGAAGAAGGUGGGGAGCAAAACACAGAAAGAACAGCCAGUGCAGUUUCAGUCAAAAGCAGCAGAUCUCAAAAGUCUUGUUGUAACUGUAGCGGCAAGACAGCGGCUCAGACACUUACUAGCAAGUCUAAAGAGAAACAUGCUAAUGCAACUAAAGCUGGAAGUGACGCUGAAACACAAAGUGUAAAGUCGGUUUCAACAACAAACGCCAGCAAUCUGGAUGCCCCGAAUAAAAGGAACUCAUCUGCAAUGUCAUCAGCGAGUGCUAAAGUUCGGAGCAAAUCCCCUGCAAGUGCCAGCGCAAAGAAUUCCAAUGUGGUAAAAAUAACUGCUGCAGAUUCAGCAAGUAAUGACAAUGAAACCCAGAACAUCAGUAGACCAGCGAGUGAAGCCAAAGGAAAGGAAGAUGUUGUUGAAAACAACAAGGCAGCCAGCGUCCGCUCCAAGAGUCCCUGUAGCCUCAGGCCUGAGUCAGCAGCUUCAGCUCCAUCAGAGUCCAAAAUAAAAGCCUCAAAGCAGAGUAAAGAAAGCGACAACGGGAGUGUAAAGAUGAAAGAAGCCCCUAUCAAAUCCUCAAGCCCCUGCCCCCUACAUGGCUCCAGACCGGGCAGCAAAGUGGAGACAUGUAGUGAAAGCACUCUGUCUCAACCUCUGUCUGCUGCUGACCUGCUGAAGGAAACCAUGGCUGCUGCACGCCCACACAGCCAGCAGUCCAAAGUCAGCAAAGUCAGCGACAAGUCCAGGAGCAAGAAAAGUGGGAAGAGUCACAGAAGCAGAAACCUAAAGGAUCAGGAGGCAUUGCUGGAACUGACGCCUGCCUGUCUGCCCAACGCAUCCCCUAAUGAGGUCGUUAGCGACUGGCUGCAGAGCAUUCCUGCUAACAUGCUCGCGAUGGGCGAUGAAUUCAACGAGGAAGAGGACGAGCCGAGGGUGACGGAGACGCCCGCGGAUGAUGUAGCAAAGGAGGAGAGUCCUGAGGAUGAGAAAGUGGACAAAGAGGGCAGCGUUGGCCCUGAGGAGGAAGACAAGAACGAGGAUGAAGCUAAAUGUGGUGCAGCACAGAAGGAGGAGAGUCCAGAUGCAGCUCCGGGUGAUGCGCAGGAGACUUCCUGUCACAGCAACGCUUUGCUGUUGAGCAGUGAGCCUCUGCCCAAGAACUGGCAUUCUUCUGCAGCCGUGAUGAAAGUCCUUCUGAGUUCUUCUCUUGGUCGAUGUCGGAGCUUGCCUGAGGUGUCGCCGGUUUACGGUCGUAGACUGAGCACAUCAGCCAGGGGGCUUUUGGACUGUUUGGCUCAGCUCCAGCUAAUUGAGCCUGCAGUUAGCCCUGCAGACCAAAACAAGGCCCGCAACCAGCAGUAUGAGGACAUUAUGGCCAUCCUUCACUCCCUCUGGCUCACUGAACCCAGAGACAUUGACCCCAAGGAUGGUAAACCAGAGCAAGUGACGCCACCGAGGUCCUCGUCUGGGGUGGAUAUGAGCAGUGGCUCUGGCGGAUCAGGGAAAGACAAUGGAAAUCAAGGAGGAGACGAAACACCUCCAAAAGAGACGGAAUCUCUCCAUGGGGAUGAGGCCGUGGAGAAGGCCGGAGAAGAGGUCGACACAGCAGAGGAUUCGGUGCAGUGUGAAGAACAAAGUGCAGCUCCUCAAAGUCUAGACAGCCCAAAAGCCACUGAAAACCCUUCGUCAUCGGACAAGAGCUCUGGAAACGAGGGCUCCAAAUCCCCCACUGACAACGAGCGAGAGACACUUGAAGGCUCGAGCUCAGGCACUCCCCCGACCGUCCUGAGGGCACCGUUGGCCAAAAGACUCUCCCAAGACCCCGAUCCGGUGUGGGUACUACACCUCCUGAAGAAGCUGGAGAAACAGUUCAUGAACCACUACAUUACUGCCAUGGCCGAGUUCAAAGUGCGCUGGGACCUGGACGACAGCCUCAUCCUGGACACCAUGAUCUCUGAGCUGAAGGACGAGGUGAGCCGACGCAUCCAGAGCAGCAUCGAGCGAGAGAUGAGGAAGAUUCAGGGUCGAGCUGGGAGAGGAGGGAGGUCGCCGAGGCCGCCGCAAGGAGCAAACCUCUCCAGGGAGUCCACCAUGACAGAGAAGAGGCGUCGAAUGCUGAAGGUCAUGAAGAACCAGUCAGUGAAAACGGCUGAUUCUAUCAGCGAUGGAGAGAUGACGGGCGACUUCAGCGACCAGCGAAGCGAUGACGAGUACUGCCCCUGCGACGCUUGUGUACGCAAGAAAAUGGCCGCUCGGCCUUUCAAAAUGAACCCGCUGGCGGCCGAAGCACCUGUGAUGAUGGAGUUUGACCUCCUCAAGAUCCUUCAGCUGAAGAAAAGCCCGGCGCCUGCACCUGUGAACACACCACAACCGGCGGAGGAGGAAGAGGAAAGUGACAGCGUGACUGUGGAAGAGGAGGAGAGGAGUUUAGGGGUAGUCGAAGAGGAGGAGGAGGAGGAGGAGGAGGAGGAAGAUGAAACCAAGGAGGAUAUUAAAGCUGAUGUUGUUUUAGAGGAGACGAUUGCAGAGGAAGAUGAGGAGGCAGAACAGGAAAAAGAUGAGGAUGAGGCAAAAGAAGAGGAGGAGACGGGAGCUGAACAAGACGAAAAGGAGGAAAAUGUUGAUGAGGAGGAGGAGGAGGAAGAAGAGGGCCAAACAGGUGAUGAGGAAGCUGGGGAAGAUGAGACGUCAGAAAAUGGAGAGGAGGAGGAGGAAGAGGGAGAAUGCCAGUGUCAGUGUGCUAAAAAUGAGGAGGAGAGCGAUAAAGAAGAAGAGGGAGAGGAGGAAGAGGGGGGGGAUGCAGAGGAUGAAGGAGAGGAUGAAACAGGGGAGGACGAGAAAGAGACGGGAACUGGCGAAGAGGAGAGCGACAAGGAGACAGUGAGAGAGAUAACAGCAGGCGGAGGAGACGUAACGGAAAAUGGAGAAGGUGAGGAAGAGGAGGAGGAGGAGGAGGAGGCGUCUGAAUCUAAGCCUGAAGAAGAGGAAGAAACAAGUGGCAGGGAAAGCGAGGAACAGGAAGCACCGGGGGAAACGGAGGACGACGACGCUGCAGCAAAUGAAGAAUCAGAUCAGGUGGAAGAGUUGUUGGAGGAAAAUGUCAGCGGGUCGGCGGAGGACGGAGGUGACGGGGAGGAGGGCACAGCGGAGGAGGAGAGAACCUCGUCACAGGGCCAGGGAGUCACUCCGACUGUCUGUGUGACCGAGGGAGAGGAAGCCGACGCCGAAGACUCAGACAUCGACAGCAAACGUCCGAGUGACGCCGGCACUGACAAAUCAGGACACGAGGAGGAGAAAGACGGCGGCGAAGACGAAGGUGAGGAGGAGGCGGCGGAGGGCGAUGCCGUCGAGGAGCUCAAGCCUGAGGAGAGCAGAGACAAAGGGGAGGAUGGUUCUCUUCUGCAUCAGUUCACCAGGACCUCUGUGGAGUCCCAGCCCGGCUCGCUGGAGGACAUCGAUUCAACCCCGAACCCUGUGGACUCCAUAGAGGUGCCCAAAGUGGCAUCUACCGGCGGGGGGACGGGAAACAGGAGGAGCCGCUCGCCUGCCAGGGUCAAACGCCGCAAACCUAAAGAGGGGGAUGACGAGCUGGAUAACUUUUAA
Molecule: messenger RNA, 8112 nt
Organism: Stegastes partitus (bicolor damselfish)
Lineage: Eukaryota; Metazoa; Chordata; Actinopteri; Pomacentridae
Gene: rp1l1a
Product: rp1 like 1a
Exons: 8
Coding region: 1-8112 (2703 amino acids)
Biological process (GO): axoneme assembly; retina development in camera-type eye; photoreceptor cell development
Cellular component (GO): axoneme
Source: RefSeq, a predicted model, not a curated record